Molecule: messenger RNA, 1698 nt
Organism: Penicillium subrubescens
Lineage: Eukaryota; Fungi; Ascomycota; Eurotiomycetes; Eurotiales; Aspergillaceae
Product: putative extracellular lipase
Exons: 1
Coding region: 1-1698 (565 amino acids)
Source: RefSeq, a predicted model, not a curated record
AUGCUUUACUUGCUUUGCAUUGCCCUCCUGGCCGCCGUGCCUGUGGUCGUUGCCGCUCCAGCUGACUCGAAGCGAGCUGGCGCACCCACAGUCACCAUUUCACAACCUCAAGCUACAGUCAUUGGCUCCUCCGGGUCAAACGUCGAUAGCUUCAACGGAAUUCCAUUUGCGCAGGCGCCAACAGGCUCACUUCGUCUGAAACCACCCAAGGCAAUACAGACAUCGUUAGAGACUGUUCAAGCUACCGGGUCCGCCAAGUCCUGUCCCCAGUUCUUUUUCACCACUGAUACCAGCGACUUUCCCAUCUCUGUCAUUGGGGAGCUGGCUAAUAUUCCACUGUUUCAAAUGGUCUCAAAUGCUGGUGAAGACUGCUUGACUGUCAGCAUCCGACGUCCAACUGGGACCGCAGCUGGUGCAAACCUGCCCGUUUUGGUUUGGAUUUUUGGUGGCGGCUUCGAGCUCGGAUCAACAGCCAUGUAUGAUGGGACAACCUUGGUUUCUGCAUCGAUGAACCUGGGUAUGCCCAUUGUAUUUGUUGCUAUCAACUAUCGCGUAGGUGGAUUUGGCUUUAUGCCAGGAUCGGAGAUCCUCAAAGACGGUUCAGCCAACUUAGGUCUACUUGACCAGCGUCUCGCCUUGGAAUGGAUCGCAGAUAAUAUCAAAGCCUUUGGUGGUGACCCCACAAAGGUGACUAUCUGGGGUGAAUCUGCUGGGUCGAUAUCUGUCUUUGAUCAGAUGGCUCUCUAUGAUGGUGACCACACUUACAAUGGUGCACCUCUCUUCCGAGCUGGUAUCAUGAACUCGGGAAGUAUUGUACCCGCCGAUCCUGUUGACGGUGUCAAAGGCCAAGCGGUGUAUGACAAGGUUGUGGCAUCUGCUGGCUGUGCCAGUGCCUCGGAUACCUUGGAGUGCUUGCGUGGAUUGGACUAUACAACAUUCUUGGAUGCCACCAACUCCGUGCCGGGAAUCCUAUCGUACAACUCUGUCGCACUGUCGUACUUACCCCGUCCAGAUGGCACAGUUCUCACUGACUCACCUGAGGUUUUGGCGAAAAGCGGAAAUUAUGCCUCGGUUCCUUUCAUCAUUGGUGAUCAGGAAGAUGAGGGGACGAUCUUUGCCUUGUUCCAGGCAAAUAUCAGUACCACAGCUCAAGUUGUCGAUUAUCUCCAGAAGAUCUUCUUCUUUGACGCCUCACGCGAGCAGUUAGAAGCGCUGGUUGCGACUUACCCCGAUGUCACAACCGAUGGCUCUCCCUUCCGGACUAGUAUUUUCAAUAAUUGGUAUCCCCAGUACAAACGCAUUGCGGCGAUACUCGGUGAUCUCACAUUUACAAUUACACGACGAGCUUUCCUCACGCUCGCUAAGAAUGUAAAACCCGAUGUGCCUUUCUGGUCAUAUUUGUCGUCCUAUGACUAUGGAACGCCUAUCCUAGGCACAUUCCAUGGGUCCGAUAUCCUGCAGGUAUUCUAUGGUAUUUUGCCAAAUUAUGCCUCCCGAUCGAUCCAUUCAUACUACUUGUCGUUUGUAUAUGAUCUGGACCCUAACUCUAGGGCAUCGAGUUAUAUGGAUUGGCCCCAGUGGAGUGACAAUCAAACCCUUAUGAAUUUCUUCAAUGACCACGGAGCUCUGCUGGCAGAUAACUUCCGUCAAGAUACCUUUGAGUUUAUCUCGGCGAACGUCGCUUCAUUCCAUAUCUAA